This is a messenger RNA of Suillus clintonianus, 534 nucleotides long. RefSeq lists its product as uncharacterized. Bases 1 to 534 code for a protein of 177 amino acids. NCBI's taxonomy places the organism in Eukaryota, Fungi, Basidiomycota, Agaricomycetes, Boletales, Suillaceae. The transcript has 4 exons. The record is from RefSeq and is a predicted model, not a curated record.
AUGUCCGACGACGACGACAUAGCGCCUAUCACCGCCCGUUCCAGACGCACGAUCAUACCUUCUUCUCGCCUCGUUGAUUCAAACAACAGCGCGACUCCAGAACUCACCAGUCACAAACAUAUUCAACAAACAGUCCAGCCAGCAAAGACAUGUCCCAAGCGCAGUGCAAUGGAUGCUGACUGGAGUCUGAGUUCUUCAGAUGUCGAAGAUUUAGAUAGCAACAGCAAGCAAAUGAAAGGUAAACGCCUUCGACGAUCAGGCGAGUCAUCAUUCGCAGAUGACACACAUUCUAUCGUGUCAUUAGAUUCCCGCAUAGAAGGUCUUAAUGAUACGUCUGAUGGCCUCGAUGCUACAAACACAAUUGAUGGUAACAUCACGCCUGUUGACGACGUCGAUCUUUUGCAAGAUGUCAAUGUCCAGGAUAUUUCUGAAGCCACCACAGUUCGUCGAGAGGACAAGAGCCGUGACGUUGGCGCGUUUUUUGGUAAAUCCUAUACUCACAAGUCCAAGGAUGGCAAGACUCGCAACGUGUGA